AUGGAGCCUUCACUCCCUACACAGUGGGCGUGGAAUUCCUCCAGGCCGGGAAGACUGCUCCAUAUGUCCCAGAGCACCAUGCAUCCCAAUUCCACCCUAGACACCAAGACCAGGGACGUGGCCUCAGAAUCCAUUGGGCUCUUCUUCAUGCUCUUGAUUGACCUGACGGCCAUUGUAGGCAAUGUGGCCGUGAUGACCGUCAUCAUCAAGACACCAGCACUGAGGAAGUUUGUCUUUGUUUUCCACCUCUGUCUGGUGGACCUCUUGGCAGCCCUGACCCUCAUGCCUCUGGCCAUGCUGUCCAGCUCUGCCUUCUUCAACAGCACCAUCUUCGGCGAGGCCAUGUGCCGUGUCUACCUCUUCCUGAGCGUCUGCUUCAUCAGCAUGUGCAUCCUCUCCAUCUCGGCCAUCAACGUGGAGCGCUACUACUAUGUGGUGCACCCCAUGCGCUAUGAGGUCAAGAUGACCGUUGGCCUGGUGGUCUGCGUCCUGGUGGGGGUGUGGAUCAAGGCAGUGGUCAUGUCCGUCAUCCCUGUCCUGGGCUGGCUCUCCCUGGAUCGUUUCAGCACCUCCCCAGCCUACAGCGGCCGGAGCUGCUCACUGCAGUGGAGCCAGAGCUCCUACUGCAAGUUCUUUGUGGUUUUCUUUGCCAUCUUCUACUUCCUCCUGCCUGUCCUGAUCAUCCUAGUGGUCUAUUGUAGCAUGUUCAAGGUGGCCAGGGUGGCUGCCAUGCACCAUGGCCCACUCCCGACCUGGAUGGAUACACCGCGGCAGCGAUCAGAAUCCCUCAGUAGCAGGUCCACCAUGGUGACCAGCUCGGGUGCCCCUCGGACUACCCCUCAGAGGACGUUUGGGGGUGGGAAGGCUGCUAUCAUUCUCCUAGCAGUUGGAGGGCAGUUCCUCUUCUGCUGGAUGCCCUAUUUCUCCUUCCAUCUCUAUUCGGCACUGAGCUCUCAGUCCUUCCCUGGCCGGCAGGUGGAGAGUGUAGUCACCUGGAUUGGCUACUUUUGCUUCACUUCCAACCCUUUCUUUUACGGGUGCCUCAACCGACAGAUCCGUGGGGAGCUCAGCAGGCACCUCACCUGCUUCUUCAAGCAGCCGCCAGAGGAGGACCUCCGGCUGCCCAGCCGCGAAGGCUCCAUUGAGGAGAACUUCUUGCAGUUCCUGCAGGGGACAGGCUGCAACACAGAGAGCAGGAACGUUCUUGCCCACCCCUCUCCCAAAAGGGAGCCGCCCGGCGUCGAUUUCCGAAUCCCCGGGCAGAUUGCAGAGGAGACCUCGGAGUUCCUCGACCAGCACAUCACGGUCUCCGACAGCUACAUUCAGGCCGUGCCCAAGCCCGAGCUGUAG
Emys orbicularis (European pond turtle) is the source of this 1350-nucleotide messenger RNA. RefSeq names its product G protein-coupled receptor 61 (gene GPR61). Lineage: Eukaryota; Metazoa; Chordata; Testudines; Emydidae. The transcript has a single exon. Gene Ontology annotation, cellular component: signaling receptor complex; plasma membrane; endosome. The record is from RefSeq and is a predicted model, not a curated record. The coding region runs from base 1 to 1350 and encodes 449 amino acids. Gene Ontology annotation, molecular function: G protein-coupled receptor activity. Gene Ontology annotation, biological process: G protein-coupled receptor signaling pathway.